Messenger RNA from Haemonchus placei, 1092 nucleotides. NCBI's taxonomy places the organism in Eukaryota, Metazoa, Nematoda, Chromadorea, Rhabditida, Trichostrongylidae. The record is from the annotation of a GenBank genome assembly.
AUGCGUCUGGGCUUCGCUCUGACAACGCUUCGACGCGCUUCACAAUUUGCUGGCGUAAAGGAUCGUGUUAAAUAUGUACCACGUCGUGCCUUACUUUAUGUACCUGCUAGUAAUCAGAAGAUGCUUGAUAAAGUAGCAUCCAUACAGGCUGACUGUGUUGUACUGGAACUCGAAGAUGGAGUAGCAAUGACGUCGAAGGCAAUAGCGCGUCGGCAAGCGACUCAGGCUCUCGACAAGCUGAGUGGACAAAAACUGCGUUGCUUCGAGUUGGGUUUACGGGUGAAUUCUGUUGCAAGUGGCCUUUUGGAAGACGAUGUAAAGGAGGUAUGCAAGGCUGAACAUUUACCACAGGCGUUCAUGGUUCCAAAAGUAGAUUCUCCAGAAGAUGUGGCGACAAUCUAUGAUGUGUUCUGUUCGAACUACACAGCAAAACGAGUCACGGAUACUAAUACUCGCCUUGUAAUUUGGAUAGAAUCAGCACGUGCACUGCUUGAUAUGCCAGGGAUACUGUCUUCCACAUUGAAUCUUCACAAAAAAUCAGGGUUCUUCAAGUUGGACGCCGUUGUUUUUGGGUCAGAUGAUUACUGUGCCGAUAUAGGUAAGUCAAUGAAAAGCCGCAACUUCAGGUCAGAUUGCAAGGUUCUAUCUAGAAUAAAAUCUCAUCAUGAAAGUUUUGUAAACAAUAUGGUUUCGGGUGCUACACGUACAUCAGAAGGCAACGAAGUUCUUUAUGCUCGGCAACGAUUCGUGGCAUGCUGCAAGGCUUUCCAACUACAGGCGAUUGAUAGCGUGUACAUCGACAUUAAAAACCUCGAUGGUUUGCGGAAGCAAAGCGAAGAAGGUCGAGCAUGGGGAUUCACCGGAAAACAAACAAUCCAUCCAACUCAGAUACCAGUCGUUCAAGAAGCUUUCAUGCCAUCAGCGGAGAAGAUAGAGUGGGCGACAGAAUUAGUUCACGCCUUCAGUCAACAUCAGUCUGAAGGAAAGGGUGCGUUCCAGUUCCGAGGCCAGAUGAUAGAUCGACCACUACUUCUGCAAGCACUCAACAUAAUACAGCUUGUAGAAAGUGUUGGAGGAGGAAGUAAGGACUAG